Molecule: messenger RNA, 3528 nt
Organism: Stylonychia lemnae
Lineage: Eukaryota; Ciliophora; Spirotrichea; Sporadotrichida; Oxytrichidae
Source: the annotation of a GenBank genome assembly
AUGAAAGCUAAUGAAAAUAAUGAAGGUGGUAAAAAAUGGGAAGCUGAGGAUACAGAAAUAAGUAAUUAUACAAGUAAUCAUGGUGGAAUAACGGUUGAUAAAAUUGAGCAUGACUGUUUAUACCUCAAAGAGCAAUCAAUGAAUGAUGAAAAUUAUAACCUCAGAAGUAAAAUUUAUUUCGAUUUUGGUUUUGAAAAACCUCAUGAAGCAGACUCUAACAGUAAAUGCAAUCUGAACUCAUUUUUAUGCUGUUGCUGUGUGCUAAUGAGAUCAAUUGUAUCUAAAAAGAAGAAAAGGUUUAAGGAAGGUAAAUACAAUUUAGAUCUCUCCUAUAUAAAACCAACCAUCAUUGCAAUGGGAUUCCCAUCUAAAAGUAUAGAGGGUUCAUAUAGAAAUAAUGUAGUUUAAGUAACAUAAUUCUUAAAGGAUAAACACGGAUCAAAUGUUAAGAUUUAUAAUCUAUGCUCAGAACCUGAUAAGUAAUACAACAAAGCACAUUUUGGAGAUGCUGACUUUAAGAUUAAAAGGUUUCCAUUUCCAGAUCAUAAUAUAACCAGUAUUCAAAAUAUCUUCAAGUUUUGUAUUGAUGCAUCUCUUUACUUGCAAGAUUCAUUCCACUAAUAUCAAAUGAAUUAACAAAAUGAGAAGAAACCUGCAAUAGCUGUUCAUUGCAAAGCUGGAAAAGGUAGAACUGGAUUGAUGAUUUGUUCUUUGCUGAUAUUUACAAAUCAAGACGAGACUUUGGAUUUAGAUGACUAAUAUUCAAUGAAUUACUAUGAGCAGGAGAGAAUUAUGGAGGCUCAAGAAAAAAAGAAAAAAGUUGAUGAUCCAGGUAAAGUUAAGAAAUCAAGAGGUCUAACGAUCCCGAGUUAGAUUAGACAGCUCAAAUUGUUUUACUUAUUCUUGAAGAACCACGUUGGCUAUCCUUACUUCUAGAACUCAUUAAGUAAAUACUAGGAAAUUAUGAGAAAUUUCAAAGAAAUAGAAGAUAGUACUUAAUACUUUAGGAUUUUUAGUAUAUCACUUGGACCUUUUACCAAGGAAGCUAAUAAUAUCAAUGUAGAGGUUGAAAUAUCUACACUUGAUGAAAAAGGUGCACUAGAGGAAUUAUUAAAAUUAACUGAUAAAAAACUCGUCAAAAAUAUGAUUGAGUGGUAUGGAUCGUGCUUAAUAAUUAAAUUCUCUCAAGAUUAGUUAUUAAAGACCUAAAGAGAUUUGAAAUUUACUAGGGACAUUAGAAUCAAGAUACAUGCUGGAAGCUUUAAAUUUUACUUUUGGCUAAAUCCUCAAUCAGUAAAGGAACACUCAGUUAAGAAUGAAAUAUUUUCUACCUUUGAAAACUCUGAUUCUGACCUGAAAAAAUAUCUUAUCCCAAUGUUCGUCAAUUAAAUGAAAGGCUCAUUGAUAAAGCAAUAGUAAAGUCACAAAGACUCAACUUCUGAUUAACUAGAGAUGAAUCUGAAAAUUCUCAAAGACAAUGUACAGAAUUUUUUACUUAGAAAUGUAAACUUAGGAACCUUUAAAUCUGAGGAAAAUAAGGAAGAUUCAAACAUAUAAUUAUCAGAGUAGGGCUAUGAGGUUGAUUUUUAAGCGUAUCCUUAUGAGAAACUGUGGUCAAUGCUUAGAGAUAGAACUAAAAUGGAGCUAGAGAACAUAAACGAAAAAGUGUAUGGGGAUUAAAAAAGUUAGCAGGCUGGAAGAAAAUCUAGCAAAUUCAAUUUUUACUCAGUCAAGCUUUAAAAAGAUGAUCUAGAUAAAUUUAAACCUAAUAGAUACAAAGACGAAUUCUCAAUGAAAAUCAUUAUUUAUGAAGAAAGAGUGAUUGCUUACAAGAAUGCUUCUCAGAUUCUGCAAGAAAAAAGAGAAAUUUUUAAGGAUAAUGACCUGCUAAAUGAAGUUUAAAAUCUUUGCCGGAUUCAAGAGUCCUUCGUAUUUGAAAAGUUAAUGGAAGAUGAGCUCACUUUGAAGGACAAUUAUGAUCAGAAGAUCAAAAAGAUUAAAGGCAAAUUUGCAAAGAAAAACGCAAAGGAGCUAUUGAUAAAAUACAGAAUUAAGUUCAAUACUUUAAAUAAGAAGGAAUUCGAUGAAAAAGUAGCCUAGAUUUUAAAAAGUGAAAGCCCUGAGGAGUUUUUACAGGAAGAAGAAAAUUAGCUCAAAGCAAAAUUAGGAUUAGAUGUCGAUCCACCACCACAUUAUGCUAAAAUAAGGAGAGCUAAAUAAUAACAAGAGGAUGCAAAAUACUAGAUCAUGAAGCUUGAAAAAGAAAAAAAGGAAAGAGAGAAAAAAAAUAAGGAGAUUUUAGAAAUUCAGAUGAAAUUUUAAUAGGAUAAAUAAUAAAAGGAGUAAGAGUUAAAAGAGCAACAACGACUUCAUGAGGAGGAAUUAAAAGAGUUAAGGAAAUAGGAGGUAUUGUAAAAAAUUGAAGAAAUACAAUAAAGAAGAGUACAAAAGAAACAAGAUAUGAUAUAAUCAACAAAACAAAUAUUUUAGAAUAAAUCUCCUCCAAAAUUCAUUGAACUUGAAAAGAGAUAUUAGGAGUAAAUUUUAAUGCCAGAACUUGAAGAGCAGAAAAAGAAGUUGCAAAUGAUAAGGGAUAUUCACAAGCCUAUUAGUCAAAAAGAUAUCUUGAGACAUUAGAGAAGAUUUGACCACUUUAAUAGAAAGGUAGAGGAAGAAAGAGAAAAUCAUAAGGAAAAACUUAAAAAUGAUUUCAAGAUAGCCUCUCUUGAGCUAGGAAGACUUAAGUCUAAUAUUCUAGAUUCAGUUGUUUAGUAAGACUUGCUCCUUAAAUAAAUUCAAGAAGGGAAAUCUAAUGAGAUUAAAAACUAAAGAAAAAAAGUGCAGAGUUAUUCUAAAUAUGUUUAGGAGAUGUACCAGCCUAAAGUUUAUCAUAAUCCUGAACAGAGUUCUAGGGAUAUCUCACCUAAUUAGAGAGAGGAAAAAAGGAAAUAAUUGAGGACAUACAAUUCUGUGGUCUAAAAAAGAUCAAAGAAAAUUACUACUUUUGAGUCUCCUGAACCUUUGAAAACACUUUAAGAUGAUGAUUAUGAAAGGUAAACUUUCGAUAAGUCAAGCAAAGUAAUUAAAAAUGGUUUAGGCUAAGAUAGUGAUAGAACUAGAAAUCUGAUUUGGGAAAAAGAAAGAAGACUGAAAAAGAAGCAUAGAUUGAGUUUUGAUCCAGAUCUUAUGAAACCUAAUAGAGUUGAGUAUAAAGACUAUCUUAAGGAGUAAAGAAUAAAGAAUAUGAAUUCUGAUUUACCUAAUGCUUAAGAUUAUUUUUAGACAUUUGAACGAAGGGGUUCAGCUGGAUUGAUAAUUGCUAGUAGUCUUGAUUUUAAAAGAAUAUAGUCUCCUGCCAAAAAGAAUGAGAUAGUUCAAUAAAAGAUUAAAUUGCUUGAUGAUAAAUUUAAGUUAAAAGAAAAAGCUAACAGGGUUAUAAAUAAGGAUUUGGAAUUUGAAAUGAGAGCUCACGAUAAUUUGGUUGAGAAUAUCAAAACAAAGCUUUAGAUAAUCGAUCAACUUACAUGA